This is a messenger RNA of Strongylus vulgaris, 249 nucleotides long. Lineage: Eukaryota; Metazoa; Nematoda; Chromadorea; Rhabditida; Strongylidae. The record is from the annotation of a GenBank genome assembly.
AUGGAACUGGCAACAAGGCGAACCUUCGAAACUCGCUUCGGCGCAGCUGCGGUCAUGUUAUGGCUGAAACUAUUCGGCCUAAGUUAUUCUCAAAUCAUCAAAAGCUGUAAGUUUCUGCACCAAAGCCCCUGCCUAUUAUCUACUUUCAAUGCAAGCCUUUCAGCUGAGACUUCAUCGUCUACCGAAAAAAAUUUGACCGAACUCGAUUUCACCAAAUUUGUCAACGACGAGCAGAAACUGUUCAAGUGA